Laccaria bicolor S238N-H82 is the source of this 1489-nucleotide messenger RNA. Its product is annotated as choline kinase, cytoplasm. Bases 1 to 1425 code for a protein of 474 amino acids. Gene Ontology annotation, cellular component: cytoplasm. The transcript has 2 exons. The record is from RefSeq and is a predicted model, not a curated record. Gene Ontology annotation, molecular function: ethanolamine kinase activity; choline kinase activity. NCBI's taxonomy places the organism in Eukaryota, Fungi, Basidiomycota, Agaricomycetes, Agaricales, Hydnangiaceae. Gene Ontology annotation, biological process: phosphatidylethanolamine biosynthetic process; phosphatidylcholine biosynthetic process.
AUGUCUCCUUAUCUAUCUCCGAUUCUUUCCCCCUCCAUUACCACACCCCCGUCCUUAGAUACCACACCUUCUGUCUCCAGACAGCUCUCCACUACGUCCAUUCAGGGUCUGGCUGACUUCAUUGUCUGUGCUUCGACCUCGUCACACCUUCCAGAAAGGCGUGUGGAGGUCGUGAAGGAAGAAGGACUACGCCAUGCGAAAAUUAGUUUAGAAGCAAGACACUAUAAGACACCUGUCUUUGCUGCUCACCUUCUUGACCUAUUGAGGACUCUCCGUAUACCAUCAUGGUCAAACUCAGCUAUCAAGUCUGAGGACAUCGUCGUUCGCAAAAUCUCCGGGGCAUUGACAAAUGCUGUCUUUUUCGUAUCUAGCAUAGGUUUGGUGAAAACCAAUACCCUAUUACUACGCAUAUACGGCCCUUCAUCGGGCUCUCUUAUUUCUCGGCCCCGCGAGCUUCAUACCCUCCAUAUGUUAUCAUCGCAAUACCACAUUGGGCCGAUUGUCUAUGGAACGUUCGAGAAUGGUCGCAUCGAGGAAUACUUUGAAUCAACAACCCUAACGCCCAAUGAUAUACGAGAUCCAUUGAUCAGUCGCUGGAUCGGUGCCCGAAUGGCUGAGCUCCAUUCCGUCGACAUUGACGUGGUGGAGGGAAACUCAACUCAGACCGGAGAACCCAAAGGGCGGGAGACAGGGGUCGAGAGGAAUGUCAGGUCAUGGUUAGCUCCAGCACGACAAGUGCUCGCGCUACCUUCCAUAUCUGAUAUCGUGCGAAGAGACCUCGAUCUACAUCGUUUUGAACAGGAAUGGCAUAGAUACAUGCUGUGGCUGUCCAAAGUAGACGAUCUCCAUACUGGUCGUAGACGAGUUUUCGCUCACAAUGACACACAAUACGGCAACUUGCUGAGGUUGAAGCAUCCCUCGGAAGGUCUCGAUGAGCAUCGACAGGUAUGUGAUAUAAACAACUAUCCGAAUUACCCGUAUCGCAUUCUAAAAUUGGCUCAUCUGAAGAUCAUCGUCGUUGAUUUUGAAUAUGCCUCUUCCAACCCGGCUGCUUUUGACAUUGCAAACCACUUUCACGAGUGGACGGCAAACUAUCAUUCUUCUACGCCUCACCUUCUAGAUUUCACCCGAUACCCAUCUUUUCAGGAACGACGGAACUUCUAUAUCGCUUAUGUGCAACAUACCACGGUGUUGGGGGAAGAUCCAGUGAUGGAGGCGCCUGACCUCGAGCGCUUGGUUUUAGACCUUGACCAACAGGUUCGCAAUUGGAGUCCGGCGUCCCAUGCGAUGUGGGCGAUCUGGGGAAUCGUUCAGGCAAGGGAAGACAUCGAGGGCAACAUUGCAGAUCCAGAGUUUGACUACAUAGGUUACGCUAGGGGACGACUUGCGGCUUUUCGCAAAGAGAUUCAGAUUCUUGGGUUGUAGAUACAUUGAUCUGGUUGACAGUGAUUACAUUACAUUUGCUCUAAUGAUAUCUAUAUCUCUGUUC